Molecule: messenger RNA, 5061 nt
Organism: Trichoderma gamsii
Lineage: Eukaryota; Fungi; Ascomycota; Sordariomycetes; Hypocreales; Hypocreaceae
Exons: 3
Coding region: 1-5061 (1686 amino acids)
Source: RefSeq, a predicted model, not a curated record
AUGAGAGCGUCGAUAUUAUCUGCUGGCCUUGUGCCAGUGGUGGUCAUGCUUCUGACUGGCAUUACUACAACUGUGGCCCAGCUUGCGGUUCAUCGCCUUGCCGGCGAGGAUUAUCGCAACCCUGGCGAUGCAAGCCGUUUCCGGGGCUUGGCCCCUCGUGCUGCCAACUAUGGCGAACCGAGUGAUUAUGGCUACUAUCCGCCCCCCUAUGGAGAGGAAACUUCUUCCACUACCUCAUCUACCAAGUCUGGAAUCUACCCUCCUCCUCCUGCUGGAUCGUCUACAAGCACUGCUUCCAAUGUGACCACCAAGACAGAGACUGUUUCUACCACUGGCUCAACUGGUACCAAGACAUCUUCUGAAAGCAAAUCCUCCACUUUGGCAGGAACAGUGACUGUAUCGUCUACUUCCGACAAGAGCCACUCGUCGACAACUACUGAAAGAUCAUCAGUCACAGAGUCUUCUCUGGGCUUAACGACGCAGACGCUUACUAUAUCACUGGCUACUACCACGUUUGUUACAGCACAAACUGUGCAAGUAUCAUCCAGUCACGAGGGCUACUCGUUCUCAUCUGAAGCGACGUCUACUCAGAGCAGCGUGUCCACCAAGUCUUCUACCAGAUCUUUAACCGAAGAAGAAUCAGGUACUAUCCGGCCUAUAUCUUCUUCUAGCUCUACAGAAAGCUCUUCUUCUUCUUCUGGAUCUGCCUCUGUGUCUACCACAACAGGAUGGCCAAACGCUACAUUGUCUCUUUCCACGUCAACUGGAAGCCUCUCGUCAAGUUGGUUGACUGAGAAUGGCACUAUUCGUUCGACUGUGGCGUCUGCAACUUCUACAGAGUCGACUAGAUCCUUGACUGAAGGCGAAUCCGGCACCAUUCGACCUAUAUCUAGUUCGACAAUAGGCUCUUCACCCUCCGGAUCGGCAUCUGUGUCUACCUCAACGGGAUUUCCAAACGUUACAACGUCACUUUCUACGUCAACUGGAAGUGUCUCGUCUACUUUCAAGACGGAGAAUGGAACUACACGUUCAACUGCGGCAUCUCCAGCUCCAACAGAGUCUACUAGGUCUUUAACUGAAGUUGAGUCUGGCACUAUUCGUCCUGUAUCUAGUUCUGCAACCGGCUCUUCUUCAUCUGGUUCUACAAUCGUGUCCACUGUCACGGGAUGGUUCAACUUUACACUGCCGCCCUCAAGCACGUCGACAGGACAGCUUUUGUCUAGCCAGCUGACUGAGAAUGGAACCAUACGCACUGUCACACUAACCACAAUCGGAGUGACGUUGACGAGACCAUUCUCUGAGACUUCAACUCAAUUGACUUCUUCGAGCACUUUGUCUGGAAAUUCAACUUCGUCGACUAGCACAUCUGCUUCAACUGCUCCAGAGACAACAGUUUCGUCUACUUCUUCAGCAAUAAAUGGUACAAAUCUUACCCUAACCUCUGUGAUUACCAGAUCUACCGGUACCACAGCAUCGGGCCAGGGUAUCACGAGUACCGUGAAUGGAACUGUCAUCGUGGUCACAGUAUCUGAAUCAGCGGCUAGUACUACCUCGUCAAUCUCGACAGGAACUUUGUCAAACAUCUCGUCCUCUCUUAUCAGCGGAUGGUCAUCGUCAAGUAGCCCAUCAGUUGCUACUUCGACCUAUCGAUUCACAAACUCAUCUGUGGUGACCGUUACCGUGGGGCCACCCAGCGGUAGCGGGACAAGAAUCUCAUCAAUCAGCACAACCGAGGCUACGUUGCUGCCAAAUCUGACUCUGUCAGGUACCGUAUCACCAUCGGCAUCCAACGCCCACUCAAUCUCUUCUCCAUUGCCGAUUACGGGCAAUCAGACUACGGUUACUCUGAGCACCUCUGGUACCACAGUAGCUCAGUCAAACAUGACAAUGAUCUGGUCUACUACAUCAACCUCGCCAACAUCAUCUAAGGCAACAGUUACCGUUACAUCUGUGCUUGGUACUGCAUCAACAUCGCAGCUCAACAACGGCACUGUCGUCUCUUCUGUUAUUUCGACCACACAGAUGAAUGGUACUGUUGCGGUGACCUCACAAUCCUCGGCUCGUCCAACUGGCACUGGUCAUUCUAGCUUGACGCCCUCUGGCGAGAUUCAGUCGUCUUCCACAGGGACAUGGGGCAGAUCUGCAUCAUGGGCCAACACUACGUCUACCGUGACUGAGACCGCGGCACAAACAAGCCAUCAUUUUACGGUAUCAACCUCUGCAUGGACGCUCAACUCCACCACUAUUGUCCAAACACUGACAUUGACGGCGCCGUCUGUUUCAACCGCCAAGCCUUGGAGCUCAGGGGCUGUCAAUACGACUUCUGCCCCCUCCAGCCUCGUAUCCACUACGGGAUCCCAGCUUCCCUGGAAUACGACUGCUUCAGAACAGACGGGCGUCAGGACCAUCACCUCGACCAUCUCUGGAUCAGGCUCCGCUAACUCGACGGCGGCUUCUAGCCCUGCUGGUACCGUGGUGGUGAUUACUGUUACGCCUACGGGUGCAGUGACGACUUUUGGCAAUUCUCCUGUCUCGACAACAACCGAGUCCCUGGCGGUGAGUUCCAACGGAACGAUAACCAAGUCGGUGACGAAUAGCCAACCACCCUUUAUCAAUACGACUUCGUAUUCAUUGUCGUCUGGACAAGUUGUGACAACAACAGUUUGGAGUAGUGGCUCAACAACAUCUGGAUCAGCUUCUGGACCAACCAUCUCUAGCCAAACAUCAUCUACCAAUACAACCUCGUAUUCAUUGUCGUCUGGUCAAAUUGCGACUACAACAAUCUGGAGUAGCAGUGCGACAGCUUCUGGAUCAACGUCUGAAUCAAUCAUCUCUAGCCAACCACCAUUCAGUAAUACAAUUCUGUCUUCAGGGUCGUCUGGGCAGAUUGUAACUACUACAAUAUGGAAUAGCGCACCGACUGGAUCUAGUUCGACGUCUAGUUUAACCAUUUCUAGUCAGCCCCCCUUCAGCAACACAUCUUUGUCUUCAGCAUCGUCUGGACACGUCGUUACCACCACGAUCUGGAGUAGUGGCACAGGAUCUGGAUCAUCCACCUCGAGCAGACCUCCAUUCAGCAAUACGACUUUAUCGUCUGGGCGAGUCGUGACUUCAACCGUCUGGAACUCAGCACCGACAGUCUCAGUUUCUCUGUCAAUCAUUCCUAGCCAUUCUCUCCCUCCCACCUGGAACUUGACUCAAUCUGGUACCCAUGGAACAUCUCGCCCGUCAGUUACGCUUACCAACACGACGUGGCUCUCCCGAACAAGCCAGCCGACAAAGUCUCCAAGUUCCAGUGGACCCCCGUUCCCCACGACUCGCAAUGCCACUGAAACUCUAUCAGGAACUGUCAUCAGCUCUAGUGGCACAAGCUCAACGACUGCUAGUGUUGUUACGGUCACUCUUAGUCCUCUACCUGCAACAAACUCAACUUCCAAACCGUCUUCAACAUUCAAAUCAGGUAGUGCAAGUGGCGGAAGCUUGACGUGGUCUUUCACUAAUUCCUUCAAUCUGUCUACCGUCUGGAUAACUACCGCUGCUCCAACCGGUGGUUCGUCAAUCGUCCCCAUCACCAUUACCAAGACCAAUGCAGGCUCUUCGAUUGGCAUAGCAAGCUCGAGACCGCUCAGCUCUUCGACUGUCACUGCGUUUACCAAUUCUUCUACCGCAAGAUGGAGUGGAUCUGAAUCGACGGUGACGGUGAUCCCCUCAUCUUGGACAAACACAUCCCGGAUUACAUCCACUUCAACCCUGGUGUCAGGGACAGCGGUGGGCUCCAGCAGCAGCUUCAUCAGUCCCGUUGUCAUUUCCACCACUGUUACCAACGGAACAAUCGUGAAAACCACUGCUUUCACUUCUUGGUUAACAACAGGAUCUGGCGGAACUACAAUCGGCUCCAGCUCAGUUGGCACAUCCCCAGCAAGCAAUAUCACAGUUACUACCAUCACUCAAAAUGGUACAACUGUGAUUUUGACAACCGGAUCGGCUCUGCCUUGGUCAACGACAUCGGCAGCAUCAUCUGGGACCGGCGCCCUGUCAUCGGCAUCUGGCAGCGGCCCCAUCUGGACUAACAGCACUCGGGUAUCGCCGUCUUCAACUGGCCUGGCUGCAUCUACCACGACAACUACUCAGAUGAUUACGGUUACUGUUUCCACGCUGACUCUAACCUCUUCUGCGUCUGCGUCUGCAUCUGCGUCUACUUCAAAAUUCAAUGCAACGGUUGUUGCCAGCACUAUUACUAGAACGCUGCCAUGGUCAACAGGCUCCUCAGCUCUUUCCGGUACCGAUAUCUCGCCAUCGUUAUCAUCAUCUGGGACUCACACAAGUGAUAACGCGACUCAAGUCUUUACAACCAUUGUUGAAACAAUCUCCGGUUCAGCAACCACCACUGGAUCACAAUGGACUAAUACCACUACCGUCGCGACGGGCCAUGAGUCCAGUCACACGGGCAGCGCUAUCGUCACGACGCUCUACCCCAACAGCACCACUGCAACUCCUCCCUGCACUCAUUCAUGGGUAUACCCGUAUCCCAACAUCAGUGACAGCACAACCACCUGCACCCGCUUCCCAAGCGGAAACACGACGCUCACUCGGUGCUGGGCUAUGCCAUUGACGACAGGCGCGCCGGAGUCCUCGCUUCGCCAAACACCAUUGUAUACAUCCACUUGCAACACGACAAGCACAGCAAAUGGUACAUAUGGGAAUGCAACAGUUGCUUAUACUCGAACCCUUAUUCUCGCACUAGAUACUUACCCUUAUCCGCUCCCAACGACAUUUGAGACUUCAACUACAUCAAAGAAUCAUGAAUCCGGCUCCAAGGGUUUUGCCUACCCCGUGCCCACAGUGGUGGUUCCAUCAGAAGAGACAAUGCCACGCAACCCAAAUUACCCGUGGGGAGCAGGCUCGCCGCUGCAUCGUCACCAGAAUGUGACAGGACUGGGUGACGGCAUCCUCGACGGUAGGAGUGUCCUCAUCGACUGGGGCAAGACGGCUGUGCAUCGCCUCAAGGCGCUUUUCGAGAAGCACGUUGAUGACGAACAAGGUGGAGAAGAAGAAGAGUAG